UGCCUCGAGCAGUGUUUGCGUCUGUCAUAAUCCUUGCUGGCUGCUCUCGCCUCGGGAAAAUCUCGCCACAGGAAAGGCCAACCCGCACACACUACAUCUUCGGGAGGUCGGAGAGCAAGCUCAGUCAGUCAGCAGCAGCAUCAUUCACGCAAACAAGAGCACAAAAAACAUCAUGGCCAGUGGAAAGUAUAAUUUUGCUAUCGACCGGGGAGGCACCUUCACCGAUGUCCUGUGCAUCACCCCCAGUGGGAACAUCCGUACACUUAAGCUGCUGUCCGAGGAUCCUGCCAACUAUCCCGAUGCCCCCACCGAAGGAAUUCGACGUAUUCUGGAGCAGGAGAUCGGUCCCCAGCGAUCCCAGACGUUGGACGGUCUCGUCAAUACCGAACUGAUCGGCUGGGUUCGGAUGGGUACAACGGUGGCCACCAAUGCGUUGCUGGAACGGGCCGGGGAUCCGGUGGCAUUGGUGGUGAAUCGAGGAUUUCGGGAUUUGCUCCAGAUAGGAAACCAGGCCAGGCCCAACAUUUUCCAACUGAACAUCCAAAAACCAUCGAACCUGUACCAGGAGGUUGUCGAAAUAAACUGUCGGCUGGUCCCGGCUCAGCGCACCAUUUGCCAGCUGGAUCAAAAUUGGACAGAACUAGCCGGAGCUGCGGAUGCCCGCUACCUGGAAAUGAUUCCCAUCGAUGAGGCCGAAAUUCGAACCCAACUUGCGGCCGUAUUGCAACGGGGCAUAACUUCGCUGGCCGUAGUUUUGGCACAUAGCUACGCCUGUCCCGAUCAGGAGGUCCGUGUCGGAGAAAUAGCGUUACAGUUGGGAUUCCAGCAUGUGACCUUGUCUCACAAAGCCAUGCCGAUGUGUCGAUUGGUUGCACGAGGGUUUACCGCUUGUGCCGAAGCUUACCUGACGCCACACGUCGAGCGCUAUUUGGCCAGUUUCAAGGCCGGAUUCAAGAAUCAACUGGAGGGAGUGGAUGUAUUGUUCAUGCAGAGCGAUGGUGGUUUGACCAGGAUGGAAAAUUUCCGAGGUGCCCGAGCUAUUUUGAGUGGACCAGCUGGAGGUGUGGUAGGUUAUGCAGUCACGGGUUCGCGGGACUCCGAAGGACUACCGUUGAUUGGGUUCGAUAUGGGAGGAACUUCUACGGAUGUAUCGAGAUUUGCUGGGACAUACGAUCAUGUGAUCGAGUCGACGACUGCUGGAGUGACCAUUCAAGCUCCUCAGUUGGAUAUCAACACGGUGGCCGCUGGUGGCGGUUCUAGAUUGUUCUUCCGAUCAGGCCUGUUUGUGGUUGGUCCCGAAUCGGCAGGAGCUCACCCUGGUCCUACGUGCUACAAAAAAGGUGGCCCUCUAACGGUUACCGAUGCCAAUUUGCUGUUGGGUCGAUUGCUCCCCGAAUACUUUCCGAAGAUCUUCGGUCCUAACGAAAAUGAGGCAUUGGACUAUAUGGCAAGUUUGGAGGCAUUCACAGUACUCCAACAGGAGAUAAACAAACAUUUGAUCGAAUCCGGAGAGCGUCAAUUUCCCCUCUCGCUGCAGGAAGUAGCUAUGGGCUUUAUAAGGGUUGCCAACGAAGCCAUGUGUAGGCCGAUUCGAGCUCUCACCCAAGCUCGGGGAUUGGACACCUCUAAGCACGUGUUGGCUUGUUUCGGAGGAGCAGGAGGUCAACACGCCUGUAGCAUCGCCAAAGAACUCGGCAUGAGCCGUGUCGUUAUUCAUAAGUACGCCGGUAUUCUGUCCGCCUAUGGUAUGGCCCUUGCAGAUGUUGUCCAUGAAGCUCAAGAACCUGCUGGAAUUGCAUUGGUCGAAGAAAAUCGAUUAACCAUUAAAGAAAAACUGGACGAACUGGGCACUUAUUGCAAGGAACAUCUCUCCAGACAAGGUUUUAGUGAAGAGUCUAUAGCUUUGGAACCAUACCUUCAUUUGCGUUAUGAAGGUACAGAUUGUGCGCUUAUGUGUUCUCCGGAUAAAGUCAUCAAUAACCAGUCCAACUACAUUUAUACCUAUGGUGAUUUUGAGAAGACGUUCUUUGAAAGAUAUCGAAGCGAAUUUGGGUUUGUUCUUGAAGGCCGACGUAUCAUUGUAGAUGAUAUUCGUGUUCGUGGUUCUGGAAAAUCUCCAGUUUACGAGGAGGCCAUUAUCGGCGAAGCAGAAGGACCAAUUUACCCCGAGAAAACAACAACGACAUUCUUCGAAGGGGGUACUCAAGUAACUCCCGUCUUAGACUGUUCAAAACUUCGUUGUGGUCAUACAAUCAAAGGACCAGCCAUUCUAAUCGAUAAACUAUCUACCAUCGUUAUCGAGCCAGAUUGUCAAGCUGUUGUCACUGCUACUGGUGAUCUGGUAAUUGAAAUCGGGUCAGAGAAUAGUGGCAAACAAAUCGACGAACGACUGGACGCUGUUCAGCUUAGUAUAUUCAAUCAUCGUUUCAUGAGUAUUGCUGAGCAGAUGGGCCGUGUCCUCCAACGAACGGCUAUCUCAACCAACAUCAAAGAGCGUCUGGAUUUCUCAUGCGCACUGUUCGGACCAGACGGUGGCCUUGUGAGCAAUGCUCCUCAUAUUCCGGUUCAUCUAGGUGCUAUGCAAGAAACCGUUCAAUACCAAAUCAAGGUCCGUGGAAACACCAUCAAGCCUGGCGACGUUAUCUUGUCCAAUCAUCCACAAGCCGGUGGAUCACACCUGCCCGACCUUACCGUUAUCACACCGGUCUUCUACCCAGAAAACCCUCAGCCAGUAUUCUACGUAGCUUCCCGGGGACACCAUGCAGAUAUUGGUGGAAUAACCCCCGGAUCGAUGCCACCCCAUUCAACGUCCCUGGCCCAGGAAGGUGCGGCCUUCAAAUCUUUUCUUCUCGUCGAUGGAGGAGUAUUCCAGGAGGCUGAAAUCACUCGCCGACUGACGACGCCAACCGAUGCACCGGGAGCCACCGGUACGCGUAAUCUGUCGGACAAUUUGUCCGACUUGAAGGCCCAGAUAGCCGCCAACCAGAAGGGAAUACAGCUGGUUGCGGAACUGAUCGACAGUUACAGUCUUAGCGUGGUGCAGGCCUACAUGGGCUACAUGCAGCAAAACGCUGAACUAGCCGUUCGGGACAUGUUGCGCGAAAUAGCGCGGGAGGCCAAGUUGAGAACCGGUUGUUCCGUUUUGGAUGCCGUCGAGUUUAUGGACGAUGGUUCUCCAAUAAGAUUACGCGUGUCGAUCGACGAACAUGAAGGCGCAGCCAUUUGUGAUUUCAGCGGAUCCGGUCCCGAAGUUUACGGUAACUGUAACGCUCCCCGUGCCAUCACACUGUCAGCCCUGAUCUAUUGCCUGCGGUGCAUGGUUGGUCACGACAUUCCACUGAACCAGGGAUGUCUGGCACCGAUCAAAGUGAUCAUACCGGAUAAAUCGAUCCUGGAUCCCUCGGACGAUGCAGCGGUUGUGGGUGGUAACGUUCAAACGUCUCAGCGCAUUGUCGAUACCGUAUUGAAGGCAUUCCAAACGUGUGCAGCUUCGCAGGGCUGCAUGAAUAACAUCACCAUUGGUGAUGAGCAGUGGGGCUACUAUGAAACGGUGGCCGGUGGAAGUGGUGCCGGUCCGGGUUGGCAUGGUACCGGAGGGGUUCACACUCAUAUGACCAACACUAGGAUCACCGACCCGGAAAUUCUGGAACUACGUUAUCCUAUAAUAUUGAAGAAGUUUUCCCUUCGAGACGACCAUUCGGGCGGGAUUGGACUGUACUGUGGGGGCGAAGGUGUCCACCGAGAGAUGCUAUUCCGUAAACCGAUGACUCUGUCCGUGCUUACGGAAAGACGAACCCUGCAGCCGUACGGAAUGGCCGGAGGAGGUCCAGCCAAGUGUGGGCUAAAUUUACUGAUUAAGAAAGAUCGCGUCAUCAACCUCGGGUGUAAAACGGCAGUCAAGGUUGAUACGGGGGACGUUUUCUCCAUGAAAACGCCGGGUGGUGGCGGAUAUGGCAAGCCCUCGUCGAAUGCAUUCCCCUUGUUAAAUCUGGUUGAUGAUGAUCCGAUGAAGGGUUUUGUCGAGCGCGGGUCGCUGUUCGAGUACCGAAUGGCUCAGGAGUCCGUUUGAUGGCACGACGUUGGGUUUAAUUUUAAUUUUUAUCUUGUUUUAAUGGUUGUUCUGAUUAUCAUCGUAAUCGUUAUGUUUAAAUAGGAAUAGUUAAUGUUUUUGCAGUGGCAUCAUAUGAGGGAAAGUCAUCGAAGUUGUUAACAAUCGAUUUUUGUGAUCCAGUUACCUACUACAUCUCCAUAGAACUAAUUGACCAAAAUUAUUGUGCCGAAACAAAAAAUAAGGAAUCAGAAUACCUAGUUACUUAAAAAAUGUAUCAAGUUUUCUUAUUCUCAAUUUCUAUGCGCUAACAUAAACCAUAAUCGAGGAGUGCCAAUUAUUUACUUAGUCGCGUAGAAUAGAUAAGAGUUUUGAAACGUAACAGUUUGCAAUUUCGGGUACCUUAUUAUAAUACAGAUGCAUUGCAUCAACCGGUGAGUGAACCAAAUAUAAGAGUAGAAAAUUAUUAAAACAAUUAACAAAAAGAAACAAUCAUCAUCGUAAUCGAACAGUUAUAGCAAUCGCAUUAACAAAAAAAAAACCCACAGAGGAUAGAAACUAAAGUGUUCCGAUUUUUUUCUCUCGAUCGAAAGGUAGGAUUUGAAAAGCGUUUAUAUACAUUGCUUUCUAACUUAUACAACAUUUGCAGAUGAAUUGUAUAAGUAUAGGUAAUCAAAAGCGAUUGAUUAGCACCAAGUAAUAGUAGUAUAAAUUUCCAAACUUAUUUACCGUUCGAAUUCAUAUUUGCGCGCACAAAACUAGAGUUAAUUAUAGCAGACAGUGGUAGAUUCCUUC
Molecule: messenger RNA, 4843 nt
Organism: Uranotaenia lowii
Lineage: Eukaryota; Metazoa; Arthropoda; Insecta; Diptera; Culicidae
Product: 5-oxoprolinase
Exons: 7
Coding region: 173-4069 (1298 amino acids)
Biological process (GO): glutathione metabolic process
Cellular component (GO): cytosol
Molecular function (GO): 5-oxoprolinase (ATP-hydrolyzing) activity
Source: RefSeq, a predicted model, not a curated record